GCUCGCUGUCCGUCGGCAUCACGUCGAAGAGCGUCCUUUGUUACGCCAACAUGUCCAGAGCAACUCAGCCCGUCGCCAAUAUGGAGGCGUGCAGAUGUCAUACGAUGCGAAUACGGCUUGGCUAGCUGAUCAGCCGGCUUCGCUUGCAGGGCUCCAAAUAAGGUUAAAGACAGUUAAGCAUAAAUCGCUGACCCGCUGUCCCGCUUUCGGCCACACGGCGACUCCGCAGCAAGCCACGCACCUGGACAAGCAAUUCUUCUCGAGCCGGCCAAUUUUCACGAGCGAGUACGAGCUGCGUUGGCGGAUCGUCUUCCUAUGCUUAGUAACAGCUCGUAAUCUCUCCUCCACGCUUGCAAUCCGUGUCAGUUGGCGCAAAUGUCACCAUUCGCUCCGAGAUAUUGUAUGGAACACGGUAGCCGGAUACGAUGUUGGCAAGCCACGCCGCGACCCUACUUCGCAUCCCAAGCUUAUCGCGCGAGCGCAGCAAAGGGCUAGGCGCUCUAGAAUCCGCCUCCGCUAUCGUGGCUUCCACCACGGGAGAACGGCAGCAUCGCAUGAGCAGGUAAGGCCAGCCAAGCAACUGGUUUCUUAGGACGAGCCAAUCUUGCGCUGCCCAGAACUUACAGGAUGCGCAACCAUCUGACCCCUAAUUACCUCUUCUAUCCGCGGCAACUCUAGCAUAUGACAUAAAUGAAUCGGUGCGUAAUAUUUUUGAAAACCUGGGAAGGCACCCGUGGGCGGCAAUGCGGCCCAGAUUGAUUGUCCUCGCUACCGUACUUGAGCGCUAGCAAAAGCUUCUUCGUAUUGCAGGUUAUCGGUAUGCAGGCACUCUACAAGCGCCAAGAGAGCACGAAAUGGCCUCACAUCAGCA
This is a messenger RNA of Paraphaeosphaeria sporulosa, 871 nucleotides long. RefSeq lists its product as uncharacterized. Bases 95 to 592 code for a protein of 165 amino acids. The record is from RefSeq and is a predicted model, not a curated record. NCBI's taxonomy places the organism in Eukaryota, Fungi, Ascomycota, Dothideomycetes, Pleosporales, Didymosphaeriaceae. The transcript has a single exon.